This is a messenger RNA of Sitophilus oryzae (rice weevil), 462 nucleotides long. RefSeq lists its product as uncharacterized. NCBI's taxonomy places the organism in Eukaryota, Metazoa, Arthropoda, Insecta, Coleoptera, Curculionidae. The record is from RefSeq and is a predicted model, not a curated record. The transcript has a single exon. The coding region runs from base 1 to 462 and encodes 153 amino acids.
AUGGUCGGACGCGGCGGUUGGACACGACGGCUGGACCCGACGGCUGGACGCGACGGUUGGACGCGACGGUUGGACGCGACGGCUGGACGCGACGGAUGGACGCGACGGAUGGACGCGACGGCUGGACGCGACGGCUGGACGCGACGGCUGGACGCGACGGCUGGACGCGACGGCUGGACGCGACGGCUGGACGCGACGGCUGGACCCGACGGUUGGACGCGAAGGCUGGACGCGAAGGCUGGACGCGACGGCUGGACGCGACGGCUGGACGCGACGGCUGGACGAGACGGCUGGACGCGACGUCUGGACACGACGGCUGGACGCGACGGCUGGAGGCGACGGCUGGACGCGACGGCUGGGCGCGUCGGCUGGAGGCGACGGCUGGAGGCGACGGCUGAACGCGACUGCUGGACGCGGCGGCUGGAACCAAACCAAACCAUCUUCAGUUUCAUAAACAAGUAG